UGAUAAAAUAUUUUGCUUUGUAAUUUUGUGAUCUACCCGGAGGAUUUUCUAAAACAGGAUGUCUCACUCCCAUUGCUGCAAUCAUGGCUCUUCCGGUGGUGUGGAUCCAAAUGAAAUUGGCAUUAAUUAUAGUUUGUACACAAAAAUUGAUUUAGAUAAUGUAGAGUGCUUGAAUGAGAGCGUCGAAAAUUCAGGAAAAUUAAUUUUCCGAUCCUACGAGGAGCGUUUUGAUACGGAGAAAAUUGUAGAAAGUGACGCUGAUCCAGAACUGCUCUUCAAUAUCCCAUUCACUGGAAAUGUUAAGCUGAAAGGAAUCAUUGUAAUGGGUGCAGAUGAUGAGACGCAUCCCAACAAGCUCAGAUUGUUCAAGAAUCGCCCAAAGAUGACCUUUGAUCAGACUUCCGUAAAAGCAGAUCAAGAAUUUCAGCUAGCAAUAGAUCCAAAUGGUUCUGUGGAGUACAACACAAAGCCCGUAGUCUUCUCUUCUGUCCACCAUCUAUCUCUGCACUUCCCGGGAAAUUUUGGUGAUGACUCCACCAAGAUUCACUACAUCGGACUAAAGGGAGAAUUCACAGAGGCUCAUCAUCACGGUGUAACAAUCUGCAACUACGAGGUUCGCCCAAAUGUUUCAGAUCACAAAGGCUCAAUCUUCGAUAAUGUUAAUCAGGAAAUAAGAUAGAUAGAGAGAGAGAGAAAAUAUAUAAAAUCAGAAUUUGAAGAUUUAUCUUUUCCGAUCUUGUGUAUACAAUUUAGUUAAAAAAAAAAAUAUGCUUAUAUUCUAAAGAAAACU
Messenger RNA from Lutzomyia longipalpis, 790 nucleotides. Its product is annotated as PITH domain-containing protein GA19395. The record is from RefSeq and is a predicted model, not a curated record. The transcript has 4 exons. Bases 59 to 679 code for a protein of 206 amino acids. Gene Ontology annotation, cellular component: nucleus. NCBI's taxonomy places the organism in Eukaryota, Metazoa, Arthropoda, Insecta, Diptera, Psychodidae.